Messenger RNA from Electrophorus electricus (electric eel), 2251 nucleotides. RefSeq names its product cytochrome P450 2B4-like. Gene Ontology annotation, molecular function: oxidoreductase activity, acting on paired donors, with incorporation or reduction of molecular oxygen, reduced flavin or flavoprotein as one donor, and incorporation of one atom of oxygen; iron ion binding; heme binding. Lineage: Eukaryota; Metazoa; Chordata; Actinopteri; Gymnotiformes; Gymnotidae. The record is from RefSeq and is a predicted model, not a curated record. Gene Ontology annotation, cellular component: cytoplasm; intracellular membrane-bounded organelle. Gene Ontology annotation, biological process: xenobiotic metabolic process.
CUGGUCAAUGGAUGCAUGUGGACGACUGAAAAUUGAAGAGAACUGGUGUUUGCUGAAUCAGAAGAGAGUCAGAAGUGGGUCAGAAGUGGAACUUUGUGCUUUAAGUCAAGCAGCACUUCUCUGCAGCGUACAGCACCUCUCAGAAUGCAGUCUUUAUUCAGAUAUGUGGACUGGGUCUCUGCUGGCCUAGCACUGCUGGUGCUCCUGCUCUCCCUGCUCCUGUUGGAGGUCUUCAGGAUGACCUCCUCUAGGAGUUGCACUCCUCCAGGACCCACCCCACUGCCAUUCCUGGGAAACAUGCACCAGAUAUUGAGGGAUCCAAUGGCCCACAUCAGAUUGAUGAGCCAAUAUGGAGAGAUGUGCACCAUGCACUUGGGCAGAAAGCCAAUCAUUGUGCUGAACAGCAUGGAGCUCAUGAAGGAAGCGUACAUUCACAAAGGCACUGUAUUUUCCGGAAGGCCGUUCAUGCCUUUAUUUGAUUGGAUCACCCACGGGUACGGUAUUGUGUCGGUCACGUAUGGUAACGCAUGGAUGGUGCAGCGACGCUUUGUGCUGCACACGCUGCGUAAUUUCGGUCUGGGGAAGAAGUCUGUGGAGGAGCGUGUGAAUGAGGAAACACAGUACCUCAUCCAAGAGUUCCAGCAGCACGAGGGGAACCCUUUUUACCCCAUCCACCCCAUUAUGAACGCCGUUUCCAACAUCAUCUGCUCUAUCGUGUUUGGAGAGCGCUUCGACUACAACAACAAGCGCUUUGCUCAGCUGCUGGAACUUCUGAAUGAAAACAUUCGAGUAGCUGGUGGACCUGCAGCACAGAUCUUCAACCUGUUCCCCUUCAUAAAACACUUCCCAGGGCCACACCAGAAGAUCUACCGCAAUGCUUGUGCCUUAAUAGAGUUCGUCCAGGAGUCCGUGGUGGAGCACAGGAACACUCUCGAUCCAGAAAACCUGCGGGACUUCAUCGAUACCUACCUGGUGGAAAUAAGCAAGCAGCACAAGUCGACAGUUAAUUCCACGUUCCAUGAUGCGAACCUGAUUAUGACGGCAUUAGACCUCUUCUUUGGUGGCAGUGACACUACGGCGACCACUCUCCGCUGGGGUCUCAUUUUCAUGAUGGACAACUCCAACGUCCAAGAGCGCUGUCAUGAGGAGAUCGUUGGUGUGCUGGGCUAUGACCGUGCUCCCAGCAUGGACGACCGCUCACGUCUCCCGUACACCUACGCCACCGUCCAUGAGAUCCAGCGCCUUGGCAACAUUCUGCCCCUCGGCGUGGCUCACGAGACAACACAGCCCACCCAGCUACGGGGGUACAACAUCGCCAAGGGAACAAUGAUCAUGACUAACCUAACUGCAGUCUUCACUGACAAAGAGUACUGGAAGCACCCAGAAACAUUCAACCCAGAAAACUUUCUGGAUGAGGAAGGGCAGUUCUGCAAACACGAACACUUCAUCCCCUUUUCUUUGGGUCCGAGGGUGUGUCUCGGUGAAUCUCUGGCGAGGACAGAGCUCUUCCUCUUCUUCACCUCUCUGAUUCAGCACCUGCAGUUCUCCUGGCCCCCAGGAGCUCCGCGUCCCAACAUGGACGGCAACAUGGGUAUAAUCCGUACUCCGUACCCGUUCAACACCUGCUGUCGCAGUAGGGAGCCGACCCACUGAGCCCGCACGUGGACAACACCGUCUCUGGACUGCAACCCUGUGCCUCUCUCUCUCUCUCUCUCUCUCACACACACACACACACACACACACACAUACACACACACACACACACACACACACACAUUACACCAUGACUACUGCUCUGAAGUGGGACACUUACCUCUGCAGUGAGUACAAAGGUGCAUAUCUGGUUCCAUGUGUGUGUAAAUUAGCAGCAAUGUAAACAAUGAGUGGGUGAAGUGUAUGAAUGGUUUAGCAUUAUAAAACAAGCUAAUAUAACCAUAUUACUUUUUUAUCCUAACUUUGCACAGCACACCACUGGUUUGCAAUUCACUUUACACAUUCUCUCUAUGAUUGAAAAAUCCAGAGGAACAAAUAUGCAAAUUUGAUGAUAUAAACUAUAUCCAUGUAAUAAAUUCACUUUUAAAUGUUAAUGUAAUAAAUGUUACAAUUUAUACCUCCUACUCGCUAUUACAUAUUCCACAGGAGUGCGAUGUCAUGCAAUUACUGUGACUAAGAACCUGCCUACCCUACAUACAUUUACAUUUACAUUUAUAGCAUUUAGCAGAUGCUCUUAUCCAGAGCGACUUACAAAAGU